UCAGUGCACGAGAGCUGGCCUAGAGAAGCCGGAAGCUACCCUGGAGCGGUUCUGUGGCGACCCGUUGUCGGUUGCGAACUCCUGUGCAGAUUAAACCUAUAUGUCUGAGUAUGCAGAUACCAGCCUGCCCCCAGAAGACCGGGUCAGAGGUCUUAUUCAUAUGGGGAGUAGUGUGGAAGUGAAUGAAGAUGUUCCACCACGAAGAUACUACCGUUCAGGUGUUGAAAUCAUCCGGAUGGCAACUAUUUAUUCCGAAGAAGGCAACAUCGAACGUGCCUUUAUAUUGUACAACAAAUACAUUACGCUCUUCUUAGAGAAACUCCCCAAGCAUCGAGAAUAUAAAACUGCAAUCAUUCCAGAGAAGAGAGAGACCGUGAAAAAACUAAAAGAGGUUGCAUUCCCUAAAGCAGAGGAGUUGAAAAAGGAGCUUUUAGCAAAAUACAACAAGGAAUAUGCAGAAUACAAUAUACAGAAGAAGAAGCGAGAGGAGGCAUUCGCGCGCACCUUGGCCCUGCAGCAGCAGCUGGAGGAGGAGAGGCAACGAGUGGCCCGCAUGAAGCAGCAGCAAGCCGAGCAGGAGCAGUUCCACGCCUUUGAGGACAUGAUCCGGCGCCAGGAGCUGGAGAAGGAGCGCCUGAGGGUGGUGCAACAAUUUGGGACAGCAACCGUAGGCCCCCCGGAGGGCCCCUUAAUACCUGGCGUGCUCAAGCCCCCCACUGACCCCCAAACUCUUAUGUCCGGUGGCCAACCUUUGAGCCCCGCGGGAGGAAGCGGACUGCCGCAGCCCCCCGUAGUGGACCGGUCGCUGAAACCUGGCGCUUUGGGGAACUCGGAAAACAGCGCCGUUAUAGAUGGUCUCCGCCACAUCGUUGUCCCCAGGGAUCUGUGCCAUAAAUUUCUGCAGUUGGCAGAUGCAAAUACAGCCAGGGGUGUGGAGACCUGUGGGAUCCUUUGUGGGAAGCUGAUGAGGAAUGAAUUCACCAUCACCCACGUCAUUGUCCCCAAGCAACACGGAGGCCCCGACUAUUGCAACACGGAGAGCGAGGAGGAGCUCUUCCUAAUCCAGGACCAGAACAGCCUGAUCACCUUGGGAUGGAUCCAUACUCAUCCUACUCAGACGGCUUUCCUCUCCAGUGUGGACCUGCACACCCAUUGCUCCUAUCAAAUGAUGUUGCCAGAGUCUAUAGCUAUCGUUUGUUCACCAAAGUAUCAGGAGACUGGAUUCUUUAAACUGACAGACCACGGGAUGGAGGAGAUCUCGUCCUGCAGGCAGAAAGGAUUCCAUCCCCACUGCAAAGACCCUCCUCUCUUUACUGUAAGUGCCUGGGAGAAGCAGGGGUCUUUUGCCAUCCUGAGUGCAUUUGCCACAAAUGCUCUUGUCCCCAUCCGCUGCGAAUUCUCCUCCCUUGGGAUCCUUGGGAUCCUUGGGCGCACUGGAAAGGAUGAGCUGCAGCUACCAGUCAGGGCUUCUGGUUUGCCUCUCGAACAGCCGAAAUCCAGUGAGGGAGAGCUGCUGAGCGGUCCGGAGGACGAGUUUGAUAGGCGACAAUAA
Molecule: messenger RNA, 1552 nt
Organism: Pseudonaja textilis
Lineage: Eukaryota; Metazoa; Chordata; Lepidosauria; Squamata; Elapidae
Source: RefSeq, a predicted model, not a curated record